This is a messenger RNA of Hemiscyllium ocellatum (epaulette shark), 707 nucleotides long. RefSeq lists its product as uncharacterized. The transcript is spliced from 5 exons. The record is from RefSeq and is a predicted model, not a curated record. NCBI's taxonomy places the organism in Eukaryota, Metazoa, Chordata, Chondrichthyes, Orectolobiformes, Hemiscylliidae. The coding region runs from base 228 to 707 and encodes 159 amino acids.
AAGGGCCACGCCACUGGUUUGUCAUCUCGCCUGGGUAUUGCUGAAGACGCGGCGUUUUAUCCUGAUGGAGAGGCUUGAGAGGACGACUGAUUCCCUGUAAUCAGAGCAAACAGAGAGGUGUGAUGGCCAGCUGGAGGCCAUGCCACCAUGUUACCACCGGGAGAGCGGCUCAGCAUCUGUCGGGCUGAGCUGCACCAAGAGGUAAAGAACCAGAGCAACUCCAGAGGAUGUCGCUGCUAAUUUUCAACGUCAGCUACAACGUGUCCAACAUGGCAGCCUCCUUCUUCAGCUUGACACCUGAAGCAGACCACAACAACAUAACAGACAAGAUGGCUUUGCAGAUGGUAACUGUGCUGACAAAUGUCACCAAUGCGACUGGUAUUCCACCACCUGACGUAGAAGGGAGGUCAAGUAUGGGGAUGGUGCUUGUACCAGUUGGAAUUAUCACCGUUAUAGCAUUAGCUGUGGCGAUGGUUCUAUACAUCAGGAAAAGGAAAAGAUUGGAAAAGCUUCGUCACCAGUUGAUGCCAAUGUACAACUUUGAUCCUGGCGAGGAACAGGAUGAACUAGAGCAGGAGCUACUUGACCAUGGCCGUGACACCGCUUCCCAGGGCCCGCAGAGCAAGAUUCUGAUGCCAAGUCAAGGAUCCUUGCAGAGGCCCAGCAGACUUGUGUUCACCGAUGUGGCCAAUGCCAUCAAAGCCUGA